UGUCAAUUUUAGAUAGGGCGUCGAUCGUUGACUGGAGUCGAGGUGUGGUUAUCCUUUUCGAUUUUAGGUAGAAAAUUAAAUUAAAAGUACAAAAAUGUCGGCGACAUUAAGGCCGUACCUGACCGCCGUACGGCACACGUUAACCGCCGCGAUGUGCCUCGACAACUUCUCGUCGCAGGUCGUCGAGCGGCACAACAAGCCGGAAGUUGAGGUUAGAUCGAGCAAGGAGCUCCUCCUGACGCCCGUCGUCAUCUCCCGAAACGAAAAGGAGAAGGUCUUCAUCGAGGCCUCCGUCAAUUCCGUACGAAUCAGUAUUGCCGUCAAGCAGGCGGACGAGAUCGAGAAGAUACUCUGCAAGAAGUUCAUGCGAUUCAUGAUGAUGCGGGCGGAGAACUUCAUCGUGUUGAGGAGGAAACCGGUCGAGGGCUACGAUAUUAGCUUUCUCAUUACCAAUUUUCACACGGAGCAGAUGUACAAACAUAAACUCGUCGAUUUCGUGAUACACUUCAUGGAGGAGAUCGAUAAGGAGAUUUCCGAAAUGAAACUCGCCGUUAACGCGAGGGCGAGAAUAGUGUCCGAGGAGUUUUUGAAACGUUUUUAGCUUUCUCGUGUUUUUAUUGUAUUAUGCUUGUAAAUAAUUAGGUAUAAGAUUAUUCUGCUUGUUUUAUAUGAGAUUUAUAUAUAAUUUAUUAUCGGUAUCGUAAUAAAUAUACACAAAAAAUG
Messenger RNA from Photinus pyralis (common eastern firefly), 723 nucleotides. RefSeq names its product actin-related protein 2/3 complex subunit 4 (gene Arpc4). Lineage: Eukaryota; Metazoa; Arthropoda; Insecta; Coleoptera; Lampyridae. The coding region runs from base 95 to 601 and encodes 168 amino acids. The transcript has a single exon. Gene Ontology annotation, biological process: actin filament polymerization; Arp2/3 complex-mediated actin nucleation. Gene Ontology annotation, cellular component: actin cytoskeleton; Arp2/3 protein complex. The record is from RefSeq and is a predicted model, not a curated record. Gene Ontology annotation, molecular function: actin filament binding.